UCGGCACUUCGGCAGCGCGCGCACGCAUUAAUACUGUUUUGCGUCUGUGAGAGAACUGGCGGCUUGCGCGCCGCGGUCUGUACGAGUACGUGCGUGCGAAUGUGUCUCGAUGCGCGUACGCGAGCCAGUGCGCUAGUGUAGUGUGUACGCUUGUGUGAGUGUGUGUGCGCGCGCGCGCGCGUGUGUGUCAGGUGUGUCGGUGUGUCUGUGUACGUGUGUGUGUGAGUGAUUAGAGAGCGAUAGCAUCGUUCCGUGAGUUAUGUACGGUUUUCUCGCCACCGUGGUAUAAACUUGAGUGUGUGCAUGUGUGUGUGUGAGCGCCGUGCGAACUUUUUGCCCAGGAGCGAUUCGUUGCCGUCGUCGCCGCAGUUUCGCCGCAGUUGACUGUUUUUCGCGUACGCGUUUUUCACACGCGCGGCCCGCCAUCGGUUUUUCUUUUUCGCGCCGCGUCCCCGUCGGACAUCAUUCGUGUGUGCCGAUUGCCGACGCCACCACCGCUGCUGCCGUCGUUGUGUUUAUCAUCCGGUCGGUCGGUCACCCGCCCUCGCGACAACAACCUCGACGUUUGCCGUCGCCACUGCAACCGCCAUCCAUUGCGGCACUUACGUAUUGUGUUACUGUGUUAAAACAACAAACAAUAUAUUGUUAUUGGGUUGCUUCGUCAUACUAGGUUGAAAAUUCAAGAUGUCUGUUUAUUUUAUCGUGUAAGAUAAGAUAGCUUUAUAAUAUUAUGACAACUGUUUCUAAACAAUGAAUCAUCUCAAUUAGUGAUUUAUUCUCGGAUUUAUCAAAUUUUAACAUUUUCAUAAUUUUUAUAAAAUUAUUUGUAUUCUCUGCAUAAUUAUUUCAAGUUAUUUAUAAAGACUGUAGUGYGAUAGUAAAUCCAAUAAAAAUUAAUUGUCACUACUCGGCAUACGGACAAUGUUCAUUAAAUAUGCUAGUUUGAUUGUAUCACAACAGCAUCAUAAAUAUCAACAAAACGACGGUCAAAAACCACACCGACGUUUCAUUGCUUCAAUACUCAAUAACGAUCCAAACAAACUGUUUUCAUAUAGGCCAAUAGUUGUUGGUUUAUACAGUUGUUAACUGAAAUAAAAGGUUAUUCUUGAAAUACAGUUAACAAAAUGCAAUUAUAUCAAGAAGAGCAAUAUUAAUAAAAUAGUAAUUAUAUACAUUAUAUAUAUUGUGUUUCUAUCGUUUAAUUGACUAUAGUCACAAAAAAUUUAUUUGAGCUCUGAUCAUCUGUAAAAGAAAAAAAGAUUUCGAAUUUGCUUAUAUAGAGCAUGUCAAACACGGCGACUACUGCUUCUAGUGCUGGUAGUGCUGCUAGCAGUGGAACUACUGCAUCAACUGGUGCGGCCACAACAUUUGUCGACCGCAUCGACCCGUUCACAAAGAUAUCUGUGUUAAAACGCAAAACAAAGCGUUCACAGGGCUCAUCGUCUUCUUCUAGAUACCGUACGUGUUCAGAUGUCGAAUUACAGCCUUUACCAUUGUUAAAGGAUGUAACUGCUCAGGAACAAGAAGAGUUAAUGAUAAGAAAACUCCGACAGUGUUCAGUGCCUUUUGAUUUUAUGGAUCCCAUGGCAGAACUCAAGGGCAAGGAAAUAAAGCGUGAUACAUUAAAUGAACUGGUUGAUUAUGUAUCAACGUCACGGGGUGUAUUGACAGAAAAUAUGUAUCCAGAAAUCAUUAAAAUGAUUUCUUCAAAUUUGUUCAGAACACUGCCGCCCAGUGAUAAUCCAGAUUUUGAUCCUGAAGAAGAUGAUCCUACAUUAGAAGCAUCAUGGCCUCAUUUAACACUUGUUUAUGAAUUGUUUUUACGCUUUUUGGAAUCUCCAGACUUUCAACCAGCCAUUGGCAAGAAAGUCAUUGAUCAGAAAUUUGUGUUGCAGCUCCUUGAAUUAUUUGAUACGGAGGAUCCACGGGAGAGAGAUUUCCUCAAGACUGUGUUGCAUCGCAUUUAUGGAAAAUUCCUGGGCUUGCGUGCUUUUAUUCGCAAGCAAAUCAACAAUAUAUUUUUAAGGUUCAUUUAUGAAACGGAACAUUUCAAUGGUGUUGGUGAACUAUUAGAAAUAUUAGGAAGCAUUAUCAAUGGGUUUGCACUUCCUUUGAAGAACGAACACAAGCAGUUCCUGGUUAAAGUGCUUAUACCUCUGCACAAAGUCAAAUGUUUAAGUCUGUACCAUGCACAAUUAGCGUACUGUGUAGUUCAAUUUAUUGAAAAAGAUAGUUCUUUAACUGAAUCUGUCAUUCGAGGCCUACUCAAGUAUUGGCCGAAAACUUGUAGCCUAAAAGAGGUUAUGUUCCUCGGUGAAAUGGAAGAAAUACUCGAUGUUGUUGAACCAUUACAAUUUCAAAAAAUUGAAACUCAUCUAUUUAAACAAAUUGCUCGUUGCGUAUCCAGUGCUCAUUUUCAGGUUGCCGAACGAGCGCUAUAUUUGUGGAACAACGAAUACAUUAUGAGUCUGAUCGAAGAAAAUAACCAGACAAUCAUGCCAAUCAUGUUUCCAGCGCUAUACCGUAUCAGUAAAGAACAUUGGAAUCAAACCAUUGUAGCAUUAGUUUAUAAUGUACUGAAAACAUUCAUGGAAAUGAAUAGUCAACUUUUUGACGAAUUAACUGCUAAUUAUAAAGCAGAACGACAAAAAGAGAAGAAAAAGGAAACAGAACGUGAAGAGUUAUGGAAACGAUUGGCACAACUCGAAAUAUCAUCUAGUGGCCGUGGUAAACCAUCUGCAGCAUCACUAAUAUCAGUAGAUAAUAAUAAUAAGACUAGUAGUAACAAUAGUUUGGAUUCUCUACAAACAACUGUAACAACGGCAGCUGCACCAAUAGCAGCAUCUCCAAUUGCAGCACAACAACAGUAG
Molecule: messenger RNA, 2870 nt
Organism: Diuraphis noxia (Russian wheat aphid)
Lineage: Eukaryota; Metazoa; Arthropoda; Insecta; Hemiptera; Aphididae
Product: Protein phosphatase regulatory B subunit well-rounded
Biological process (GO): protein dephosphorylation; signal transduction
Cellular component (GO): cytosol; protein phosphatase type 2A complex; nucleus
Molecular function (GO): protein phosphatase activator activity
Source: RefSeq, a predicted model, not a curated record